Clonostachys rhizophaga is the source of this 2386-nucleotide messenger RNA. Lineage: Eukaryota; Fungi; Ascomycota; Sordariomycetes; Hypocreales; Bionectriaceae. The record is from the annotation of a GenBank genome assembly.
AUGAAUGACCAAGAGCUCCAGAUCCCUAACACAGAGUCUGUGGAUUCUACGACCACCCCCGUCUCACCACCUGCUUCUACUCUGAUCGAUCACCACGCAAACUCAGACGACCAAGUCCUGAUUCACGGUCUCUCGGAAACCCUUGCUACACACCCAGAGGACAUCACCCCUAUGCAUGAUAAUGUCUCUCCACAACAGAUCUCCGUUCCGAAUGAUUCGAACAUAAGGGACAGUUGUAUCAUAUUUCAGUCUGAACAGAAACGGAUAGACACAAGGGCCGUCGGUUUCUAUUCUGUAUGCAGAGCGUGGGCUCUCGAAAUUGCCUCUAUCAUUCUCGGGAUGUUGGCCUUGGUUGGUAUGUACGAUCUUACCCCAUAUAACUACCUUUUCUACAGGAUUAACGCUUAUCAAUUGAUUGAAUGCCUAAAGUCAUAAUUGUGACCCUUGCACAAUUUAAUCACAGAAAAUUGCCAAAUUGGCCACUCUCUAUUACGCUGAACACUCUGGUCGCGUUCUUGGCGACAGUUUCAAAAGCAGCUCUUUUAGUCCCAGUAUCUAUGGCAAUAAGUCAGUCACAAUGGGGUUGGUUCCAACAGGAGCGGCCACUUUAUGAUUUUCAUGUUUUCGACCAGGCCAGCAGGGGGGUCUGGGGCUCCCUCUUAUUUCUGAGACGAAUUCACUUCCAGCAUUUUGCUAGUAUUGGGGCAGUUCUCAUGGUCACGAGCCUACUGACGUCCCCUAUCACUCAACCUUCAAUCAGCUAUCCAGUCAGAAGUGUGGCUGUUCAAGGAGAAGCAAACACUGGGAUUGCCCAAUCAAUUUUCUAUCCAGAAAAUGCGAUCAAGAGAGACGACGUUACUCGAGUCAUCAACUUGGCAACAUCCUUGGAUACUAGCGGCAACUUUUCGACUCCUAUCGGGAUCAACGGAGCUUCAUGCUCCACGGGGAAUUGUACAUUUGAAACCUAUAGCUCGCUGGGUGUUUGCUUAAAAGUGGCCAAUAUCUCCUCCGAGUUACGCAUUGAGCAGGUCCAAGAUAAUGAGCCAUUGGGUAUACCGUUACUCGAUGAAGGCUUUGGCUACGGUCCCCUUCUAAGUCCUGGAGGCAGGAUUUGGAAGGUGUCUCUUCCUGGUGGCCCGGCUCUAGCAGGCCUAUAUGGGUUUUCCAUGGUUGUAGAUGCUUUAAACGGAAAUAAAAGUAUCGGUUUCCAGACCAGCAGUGAUCUAAUACGAACCAGACUAGUGUCUGUAGUACUUAUCUUCACGAAGCCAGUUCUGAGCAACUUGUCACUGGUGGACCCCAUACCCAAGGACUUGAGAAUCCUUAUUAACGCAACCACAGUAUUCAGUAUGAGGCUUUGGAAUUCCUUUCCAUCUCUGCGUUCAAUCAUACGACACAAGUAUCAAUAUGGGUAGGGAAAAUACUAGGUUGAAGGACUCCUGUGCCCAACCAUUCAAACCUGGACCUGGAACUUUCUUAGAUCUCGACUGCAAUUCAAUUCUAGAUGACGUUCCUUUAACUUGUCUGCCUAGGGAGGAACGGAUGAAUGAAACAUUGUACUUGAUUCCUCCUUAUCUUAACGCCGAGGGUGUCAAUGCUUCUGUUGGAGAUAAGACAUUCGGAAUCGAUUAUUAUUCCAUGGAAUCAAUGGCAGAAGCCAUGGCACGUCAGUUACAAUGUUAUCAAGGCGUGUCUGAUUCCCCCUCAGAAGAUCCUAGCCUUAUUGCUUAUGGCCAACUUUUCGGGUCUCAGCUCUUCACCCGAGCACUCUUCGCACCUGAUGGGUUAAAAAAUGCUUCAGAACGCGAUAACCGGGUCUUCAAUAUUUGUACAAAUGUCGCUACUCUAAUUUCAUCACAGUCAGUUCAACCAUAUAGGCCAAGGCUUCAUUCAUCUGUUCUUUGUUAACCACAAUGGAAAUAUUAGUAUGCGCACUGCUCCUCCCCCUGAUUCCAACAUAAAAUUCAUGAAUUUCACCGGCCAGGCUUGGAGAGAUGAGUCUUAUGUGCUUAUCAAUUGGGGCUGGAUUUCGUUCCUGGCUUGCGAAGUUUUGAUUUCAGCUAGCUUCCUGCUCCUUACCAUCAUGUCCCAAUCGCUGCAGCAACGACGCUACCACGGAAAAAGUCCUCUGCUAUACGAGGACUCUAAAGACUCAUCACGGAAGAGAAAGAGAAUAGAGUUUAACAACAAUGAAGCUGCUAGGGCCCGACAACUCAACACAAUGAAUACGAAAGACUCAUCACUUGCUACGCUUGUAGCCCUAAGUAGCCGAUGUCGUGAUAUGGUGGGUGGAGGGCUGAGGCCUUUGGAUGAGCUCGAGAUUGCUGCGAAAGGGUUACAGGUCAAGCUUGACGGCAAUGAAAUUGCUCCCGCCGAAGCAUGUUAA